AUGGAUGCUCUUGACUGUUUACUAGUCUAUUUAUCAUCCGUUUUACUUCCAGAUUCACAUGCACUACACGGAAAUCUCGAAGGGUUCUUCACGGUUGAUGCUGAAGCUGAGUAUCAACAUGGACCCAUAAAACCAAUUCAACAAUCGCCAGGCAACGUACGCUACUUAUUCCAGUGGGAUGAAACAAAUAAAGGAAACCUUAAAAUUAAAUUUACGGGUGUUGUUGACGAUCAUGGCAAUAAUGUGCAAACAUGGAAAUCAAAAAGAUUUCAUCUAUGUCAAAAGUAG
This is a messenger RNA of Adineta ricciae, 288 nucleotides long. Lineage: Eukaryota; Metazoa; Rotifera; Eurotatoria; Adinetida; Adinetidae. The record is from the annotation of a GenBank genome assembly.